AUGCAGAGGCAGCUGCACUCGAGACUGCCAACACCGAAACCUGGGGAAGAGGGAGAAGAUCUUUCACGUCUACUUCCGGACCGAAGCAUUGUUGCCCUAGCAUUCAAAACUUACUUCGAAUACUAUGGCGACUCCAUAUUUUGCUUCUUCAGAGAAUUCGUACUUCUACACGAGCUUGAGCAAGGCAGAGUUCCAGUGAGAUUACAAUUCUGUAUCCUGGCCCUGAUGGCCAGGUUCAUCGAGCCAUGCUUCACUAUUUACAACGGUACGAUAGAAGCGAGCGAGCACUUUGCCGCUCUGGCACGUUCCUCCAUGACAAAUACGUUCGAUGAGAUGACCAUUCUCAACAUGCAAUGCAACCUCAUUCUAUGCGUCCAUUGGACCGGGAUGGGAGACGAGCACCGAGCCUGGUUCCAACUCGGGAUUGCAACGAGAAUAUGUACGGCAUUAAGACUUCCCUUUGAAGACUCAUACGCAUUGAAGGACGCAGCAUCUGCGGAGAUCAGACGUCGAACAUUCUGGGCUUGUUUUGCUCUUGAUCGCCUGAUGGCCAAUGGGGGUGAUAGACGACUUACAUUCAUAGCAUCGUCCAUCACCACAGUCUUACCAGGUAGCCGAUCUGACUUCCUCCUUGGACGCAGGAGUAAUGCCGGCACCAUCAACGAUCCAAUCGGAGGCGAUGAGUCUAUCACGGCUUAUACGCUUCGGCUCAUCGAUAUCCUUGGGAAUAUCGUAGAUUGGUCUGGAGCUGGCGGUCGGCACCUGGAGUAUCGAAAUCCGUGGGAGUUCGAUAUGCCGAUAUCACGAUUUGAAAGGGCGCUAGAUACAUGGCACCGGGCAAUCCCUUCCCAUAUGGGUUUCAGCGACGCAAACCAAAUUGCGUACCUGGCUAUAGGAGAAGGUAAGGCCUUUGGAAUCAUGUGGCUCUUCUUCUACAAUGCACGAGGGCAUCUGUACCGAGAAUAUAUACCCGUUGUGACGCCGACGGGUUGGGACCCUGGUAAGUUAACCGAAGCCAUGAUGGUUCAACGGUCCCGUUCGUACCAUCGUGGAACUAUAUUGACUUCGAGGUUUAAUUCUGUAGGAACUGGGCCUUGUGACGGUCCGGCGCUUCCUCGAGACAAUCCAAACCCCGAGUGGUGGACACGGUCAAUACGAAAUGGAGUAUCGGCCGCCGUCCAGAUAUCGACCAUUUACAAAUCCAUGACCUCGUCAGAGUUAAUUCCGUUAGUCAACCCGUUUCUGGGCUAUUGCUUGAUGACCUCGAGCACCUUUCAUAUUUGGUGUUCUUUGAACAAGUGGGAGAGCUGCGAUGGACUGCAGAUGGGAGAGCCUGUCAAGAAGUUGCUGAUCGACGACCUUCGAUACCUGAUACAGUGCCAGGAGAGCUGGCCCGUAGCAGCAUAUUGGGUGAAAACUCUCCGCAUGACCUACGAGCAGAACAGCUUAGCGAGUAGAGCCCAGAUCCCACCCAGCCCCGAGGAUACCAAGGCUGUAACAGAUAUCCGCUCAAAACUGCUCCACUUCGGGCAAUCGGUGGAAGAGCCCGAGGCCUGGAAAGGCUACUUGCCACCGCGGGGGCAUGAUAUGUUUGACUUGUUUGGCGGGAAGUUGGCGAAUCAGGAGCCCGAAAGUCAAGAGGCGAGUGCAUUGGAACACCUCCAGACUUCGGAUGAUAUGUUGCUGAACGAGCUUCUGGGAAUGGGGUAUAGUUAUUCUGAAGAUCUGGGUAAUUUGAUACCAGGGUGA
Drepanopeziza brunnea f. sp. 'multigermtubi' MB_m1 is the source of this 1749-nucleotide messenger RNA. RefSeq lists its product as uncharacterized. Gene Ontology annotation, molecular function: zinc ion binding; DNA binding. Gene Ontology annotation, cellular component: nucleus. The record is from RefSeq and is a predicted model, not a curated record. Gene Ontology annotation, biological process: DNA-templated transcription. Lineage: Eukaryota; Fungi; Ascomycota; Leotiomycetes; Helotiales; Drepanopezizaceae.